AUGCCACAAAAGAAAAAAGAAAAUAAAUAUGACAACAUUGCCGUCUCGUUGUCGAAUGAGGUGAGCUCCAUGCAGGCAAAAAUGAAUGGUCUAAAACUUCAAGCGUUAAUCGACACAACUGUGAAGAGUAACCUCAAGGCGGAUAAACAUGAAUCCAAGAGGCUCAUUCAUCAAUUGAAGGAACACAUCACACUUAAUAAAAAUGAGGCAAAACUCGCCACCGCUUGCGUCAACACUCAGUACAAACUGUUGCAGCGCCUCUUUAUGCUUCGCAUACACGAGUCAAAGGAAGUCAUAGCUCGACUAAGGAGGGAGAAUUUUGACUUAAAAGCAGAAUACAAUAAGGUGAUCUCAGCAAAAGAUGAGUUAAUCAAUGAAAAGGAUGAGCAAAUCGCCAAACUAGAGUCUCAUUUACAGUCGCUGCAUUUCCAACUAGAACGUGUGGUACUGGAGAUGGCGGAAAAGUUGGAGACUAGAUUGGAAAAGGACAGACUAGUAUGGGAGAAAGAAGCGUAUGCUUUCCAUGAAUCUUCUGUCAAGAUUUUGCAAAAAUUAGGCUAUGGGACUACAUUCAUGUGA
Hydatigera taeniaeformis is the source of this 579-nucleotide messenger RNA. NCBI's taxonomy places the organism in Eukaryota, Metazoa, Platyhelminthes, Cestoda, Cyclophyllidea, Taeniidae. The record is from the annotation of a GenBank genome assembly.